UUGACCCACUUUAUCCACCAGGAUGGAGCCUCCCACAUGAAGCUGAAGCCAGGAAAUUGUGGUUGCCUAGCAAGUUUUACAUCUACGGUGCAAAGUUUGAAGACGUGUUGUUCGGCUGCUGUCGGUGCUGUAAACUGGAAACCCACAGCAACUAUUUUGAAACACAUUUUCCCCUUCGAGGUCCAGGUGGUAACUCUGACGGUGCAAGAUGUCCGUCGCGGGAUUUAAGAAGCAAUUUUAUAAAGCAAGCCAGAUGGUGAGUGAGAAGGUUGGAGGAGCAGAGGGAACCAAACUGGAUGAAGACUUCAAGGACCUUGAGAGGAAAGCAGAUAUUACCAGCAAGGCAGUGGUGGAAGUCAUUGGUAAAACAUCAGAGUACCUCCAGCCCAACCCGGCAACCAGAGCUAAGCUUUCAAUGCUCAACACAGUGUCCAAAAUCCGUGGUCAGGUGAAGAGUCCAGGCUACCCCCAACCUGAGGGCCUCCUGGGAGAGUGCAUGACCAAGUAUGGACGAGACAUGGGCGAGGACACCAACUUUGGUGGGGCUCUAACAGACUUUGGGGAGUCAAUGAAGAGAUUGGCAGAGGUCAAGGACUCUCUGGAUAUUGAUGUAAAACAGAACUUCAUUGACCCACUGCAGGCAGUCGUUGAGAAGGAUAUCAAGGACAUUCAGCACCACCUGAAGAAGCUUGAGGGCCGUCGUCUGGACUAUGACUAUAAAAAGAAACGCCAAGGUAAAAUCCAAGAAGAAGAGAUCAGGCAGGCCCUGGAGAAGUUCCAUGAGUCAAAAGAGCUGGCUGAGAGCUCCAUGCACAACCUGCUGGAAACAGAUGUGGAGCAGGUAAGUCAGCUGUCAUCUUUCGUGGAGUCUCUGGUGCAGUACCACAGGCAGGCUCUGCAGAUCUUCGAGGACCUUUCUGACAAACUGAGAGAAAGGGUGAACGAUGCUCAGUCUCGUCCAAGACGUGAAUACACACCCAAACCCAGACCAGCCUUUGACUACGGAGAGGUAGAAGACUCUAACGGGGGAUACUCACCAGCUGCAGCAAGCCCUCCAGCAUACUCUCCUGCCCUUGCACAAUAUCCAGGUCCGUCCUUCCAGAGAUCCUCCUUCAAAAGCAGACCUUCUGAGCCAUGCUGUAAAGCCCUGUAUGACUUUGAGCCAGAGAACGAUGGAGAGCUUGGCUUUCGCGAGGGUGACGUCAUCACUUUGGUCAGUCAAAUUGAUGAGAACUGGUAUGAGGGAAGCCUUCGCGGCAAAUCAGGAUACUUCCCCAACAACUACGUUGAAGUGAUGGUGCCUCUGCCAUACUGAAAACGGCCAAGCGAGGGGGAGCAGCACAAUGGAGACGAUGAAAGGGGGCGUUGGGGAAGAGGAUCAGUCAAGUCUCAAUAUUCCAAAAAUAUUUUUUCUGUUGUAAUGAAAGGGUAUACACCUGAAGACAGGGACCUAAUUUUUGUAUCUAGGAAUUCUUUGAGUAAAGAAUUUUUUUUAUUCUGUCAGAUUUUGUCAGGGUUAAAAGGGUUUUUAAAGAGGGUAAAGAUAGAGGGGAGUUCAAUCAGAAAAAAUGAUGGCGUAAUGUUUGGGUGCAUCACCAUAUCUUCAGUCUUAACAUUCCUUUUCUAUGCACCUGUGCACUUUGUAUCCUGCACCUCUCUCACAGGACUGAUGAAGAAAGACUAAGAAAGAAUGAAUGACAUCUGUGACGACUUCCAGCAGUAUCCAUGAACACUAAAAAGUGCAACUACUUUAUUCUAAUAUUCUAAACCUAUUUAAUAUUCACAAGAGGACUACGUAUGUUCUUUGUAUUGUUCAUAUUGGAACUGCACACAUGCAUGUGUACAUAUGCCUUUUUUCUAAGCACUGUUUUCUACACACCCAGUUUCCACUCCUUUGCCUUCGGGCUUUAGUACUGUUUUCAUCGUGGACUAGUUAGAGUCAACAUGGAGGACUGGCUGCCCUUGGUCCAUGUUUGAGACUAUCUGUCACUGCCACCUGCUGGUAGUAAAGAUCAUUCUAAGCUGUUGGUUUGAAUGGCACUGUCAUUAUGUGGCCUCUCUUAACCAAAUCCCUGUUUGGUGGUUUGUCAGAUGUUUUAGUGUGGAGAAAAGUGUGAGAAAGUUUUAACAAACAUCAGCUAAGUUUAUUCAAGACAAACAAUUUGCUUAAUAGUUGAUUUAUAAAGAGCUGGAAGGCAUCUAUAAAUAUGCUAAGUUUUAUAACCUUUGUCACACUAAAUUGUUACUAGGUUAUCAGUGAUUUAAUUUACCAACAGCUGUUUCUCACUACACUCUCUUCUCUCAGAGCUGAUACCAAAGAAAGGUUGUAUGAAGCACCAAACUGGAUGAGGUUGUAUGCAUUUUGUACACAUUGGUGCACACAAUGUUGCAAAAUUAAGUUUGAGAUGAUUAUGUUCAAACAUCUUGUUUUCUCUUUCUAUUCACAUUUUAAAGAGGAGAUGCAGACAUUUGUUUCACAACAAAUAUAACAAGGCAACCUGACCCCAAAUGUCUUGCGACCCCAAAUGUCUUGCAGCAUCACACCGAAGCCAUAAGCCUACAUUGUUCAGUUCCUCUUUUUCUCAGGCUCUAUUGAUGCUGCUGGCAGUGUCACAAACAAUGUUCUGUGGGAUUUUACCUAACUGCUUGUCAGUGAAUUCUCAGUCUGUGAUUUGUGUCUCCCCCCCCCCCCCCCCCCAAUAGUGCUGGAGUUUGUCUUUAGUGCUCUAACGUAUAAUUUGGAGCAUGAAAAUUAAUCUGAUAUGUGUUUGGGUGUGUUUGGUUGUGCUUGUACCUGCCUCGUUUUCAUGUCGAAACUGUGCACCAGACCUGACAGAAAAUGCUAUCUCCUAACUAUUGUGCUAAGAAUUUACUAAUAAUGAGGAGGGCCUGUAUACAAUAGCCGGUUUCAGUUUCAAUUAAGCCUAUUACAAGCUGAGCAUGAACUGUGAGCGUCUGUGUUGUUCACUAAAAUGCCAACUUUCUCCUCUUGUCUUGAUCCCCUUGUUAGAACGCCCUCACCCCACUCAUCCCUCCCAUCUCUGUUUAAACAUGGAGUGGAACAGACAGGUCUUUUCAGCAGGGAAGGGCACACAGCAGUGGAUUACGCCCUCCCUCCCCCACUGGUCUUUAUUCACCACCUGCCCCUUUACCCCUACCCCCUUUCUCAUUAUUUGCCACAUCCCCAGUCCCAUAGUGCCUCUGGUGAACAGUCUCCUGGUCCAUCCCUGGGAUAAUCUUCUCAUUGUUAUCAUAGUAUGUGCCUCUUAAAUGUUGGGUUUGCAUGUUACUCAUGUUAUGUAUUUGGGCCAGGGGCUUUGGCUGUACUCUAAUAACUGUGUGGUUCAGGUGUGGGUUUACAUGCCUCAUUACACUAAAUUAAAAGCUGGGAGAGGGGAAAGGAAGGUCAGGGGUUCAGGUUGAGCUAUUAUGUAGCUCAUAUAAUAUUGAUCAUGAAUAAUGUCGUGGAACAAAGGGCUGAGAGCAUUUUUGUGCGUAUGUGUGUGCAUGUAUGUAUGUAUGUGUGCCGCUGCUGCUGAAAUAGUUGUCUGACUGCUUCAGCUGUCAUUGAUUGCAACACUACACUUUGUGAUGACUCCUAUUGUACCUAUGGCUUUAAGUAUCUCGAGAUUGCAAUAUUGAUAAAUGAAGUAUUAUCAGACUUUAAAGCUUUAUUUUAUUAUGCUCAAUGUUAAAGAAAUUUUCUGUGUUAAAAUGUAAUCACUUUGCAUGUGUCUUCAUUACAGCUUCUGUGUCUUCCUCAAUGCCUUUAUUUAACUGUGAUACUGUGGGGAGACUCAAAGUGGGAUUAUCCUGGAUUAUCUUUAGGAUAUAUGGAUUAGGCCUACCUCUAUACUAAUUGUAAUCUUCUAUGUAUUUUAUAUUGUUUAUUUUUUGUUACCUUGUCAAUGGGAAUGAAUGCUAUUUGUUUGCUUCUUCAAAUAAAUAUUAUAUAAUUUA
Scatophagus argus is the source of this 3960-nucleotide messenger RNA. RefSeq names its product endophilin-A2-like. Lineage: Eukaryota; Metazoa; Chordata; Actinopteri; Scatophagidae. The transcript is spliced from 9 exons. Gene Ontology annotation, molecular function: protein binding. The coding region runs from base 209 to 1315 and encodes 368 amino acids. Gene Ontology annotation, biological process: synaptic vesicle uncoating. The record is from RefSeq and is a predicted model, not a curated record. Gene Ontology annotation, cellular component: cytoplasm; presynapse; glutamatergic synapse.